GCUGAGCAAACCACUACCCAGAAGAGAACCUUGGGGCUGUGACAUCCAUCUUGUAAGUGGUGUAAGAUACCGAGGAGGAAGAAGAAGAAGGAAAUGAUUACCAGAGAAACAGGGCAGCCGCGGUUGCUGUUGCUGUUGCUGCUCAUGUACGUGUUGUCACCACCCAUGACAGAAGCACCAAUGCUCAUUCACAAUGGGAAGGCACCCAGCGACCUGCAUCCGGUCGUCCUGGUUCCAGGCAUGGGAGGCAAUCAGCUGGAGGCCAGGCUGACCGGCGCCUACAAGCCGUCCGGGGCGUUCUGCCGGCCUUCCACUGGCACUAAGAAGUGGUUCAACCUGUGGUUGGAUCUCUCAACCCUCCUCUUCCCUCCCUUCACAAGAUGCUUUUCCGAUCGCAUGUCCCUCUUCUACGAUCCACAGACCGACACGUACCAAAAUGCACCGGGAGUGGAGACGAGGGUUCCUCAUUUCGGUUCCACUCGAGCCCUCGAAUACCUCAGCCUCGGCUUCCAACAGCAUGUGACCUCAUACAUGGCACCUCUGGUUAAAGCUCUCGAAGAAAUUGGGUACAUCGACGAGCAGACUCUGUUCGGUGCGCCCUACGAUUUUCGGCAUGGCCCCGGCAACGUUCGUUCUCCGUCGGUGGGCUCACAGUUCUUGGCAGAUCUCAAGGGUUUGGUGGAGAAGGCAAGCUCCUCUAAUGGCGGCAAGAAAGUGAUCAUAAUAAGCCACAGCCUUGGAGGACUCUGGACCCUCCAUCUCCUCAAUAGAAGCCCCUUGACAUGGCGCCAGAAAUACGUGCGACACUUCAUUGCUUUGACCCCACCCUGGGCCGGCACCGUCCAAGAGCUGCUCGCCCUUGCCUCAGGCUACACGCUGGGCCUGCCCCUGGUGAAUCCGUUGCUUGUCAGGGCACAGCAGCGGCGCUCCGAGAGCAACCUCUGGCUUCUCCCUUCCCCACCGACGUUCCGGCAUAAACCUCUAGUGAUCACGCCGUACCAGACGUAUUUGGCUUCCAACUUGUCGGAAUUCCUCGCCGAUAUCGGGUUUCCGGAGGGAAUGCAUCCUUACCGGUCGCGCAUUCUGCCGUUGAUGUCUGACCAGCUAGCGGCGCCGCUGGUGCCUGUCACUCUCAUGGUCGGAACGGAGGUGGAGACACCCGAGGCUCUGGUUUACGACGAGCAAGGGUUUGAUAAGCAGCCUGAGAUUGUCUUCGGAGAUGGCGACGGAACUGUCAACCUGAAAAGCAUGCUGGCGGUGGUAUCUGCGUGGGAAGGCGUAGAGAAUCAGUCGCUGAAGGUGACGAAGCUGCGUCGCGUUUCUCAUCUGUCCGUUUUGAAAGAUGAGUUCUCCGUUAGGGAAAUUCUUCAGGAGGUUUCAUCCAUAAACCAUUCUCUUGCUUGAAACGAAGUUGGUUUGUCGAUUGUGAGUGGAUCAUGUUUGAUGAUCAAUAAUAUAUAAGAAGCUUCAAUUUCUGAGAGGCCAAGCUAAGUCCG
This is a messenger RNA of Nymphaea colorata (pocket water lily), 1496 nucleotides long. Its product is annotated as lecithin-cholesterol acyltransferase-like 1. The coding region runs from base 94 to 1404 and encodes 436 amino acids. Gene Ontology annotation, biological process: lipid metabolic process. The record is from RefSeq and is a predicted model, not a curated record. Lineage: Eukaryota; Viridiplantae; Streptophyta; Magnoliopsida; Nymphaeales; Nymphaeaceae. The transcript is spliced from 2 exons.